Molecule: messenger RNA, 216 nt
Organism: Auanema sp. JU1783
Lineage: Eukaryota; Metazoa; Nematoda; Chromadorea; Rhabditida; Rhabditidae
Source: the annotation of a GenBank genome assembly
AUGAAGUUCAUAAAGCAGUUUGCGAUCCUACUUAUGUUCAUUGUUACAAUCAGUUCAGCAUUUCUAUUGCCUCCUCCCAACAUUAAAUUAGGAGAAUUGAAGAAGCAGAAACCUCUCGACAGUACACUCAUUGCCUGUGGAGGCUCAUUCUGCCUACCAGAAAACUGCAACGAAUAUUGCGACCAAAAUGGAGAAACUACAUUUGAGUGCGAGUAG